Messenger RNA from Micromonas pusilla CCMP1545, 2031 nucleotides. RefSeq lists its product as uncharacterized. Lineage: Eukaryota; Viridiplantae; Chlorophyta; Mamiellophyceae; Mamiellales; Mamiellaceae. Gene Ontology annotation, molecular function: protein kinase activity; protein serine/threonine phosphatase activity; ATP binding. The transcript is spliced from 10 exons. Gene Ontology annotation, biological process: protein phosphorylation; peptidyl-threonine dephosphorylation. Bases 1 to 2031 code for a protein of 676 amino acids. The record is from RefSeq and is a predicted model, not a curated record.
AUGCCGGCGUCGACGUGCUUCCGCGAGUGCUGCGUCUCCGACGGCGACGGCGCCGUCAACCUGCGCGAGCCCGCCGAGAACUUCACCCCCGGGAUGCGCCUCGUCCACGACGGCCCCGCGAGCGCGGUGUUCGCGGGUCGGUUCGGCGACGUCGCGGUCGCGGUCAAGAAGCCGCGGCUGCACACGAAGACGGAGAUCGAUCGCUACCACGUCGAGCUGCGGCUGAUGCUCUCGCUGAGGCACCCGAACGUGCUGACGGUGUGCGCCGCGCGCGCGCAUCCGCCCGAGUACUUCCUCGUGUUCCCGUGGCAGGCGCACGGCAGCGUCGCGCACCUGACGCACGACGCGGGAUGGCGUCCGACGACGCCGGCGCUCCUGAAACUCCUGCGCGAGACGGCGGCGGCGCUGGAGUACCUCCACGCGAGAGGGAUCGUGCACCGCGACGUGAAGCCCGCGAACGUGCUGAUGGGCGCGGACAUGGUCGCGCGGCUCGCGGACUUUGGCCUCGCGGAGGAGGAGACCGUGGACGGGCGGUACGUGACCGUCCCCGCCGGGAGCUCCGCGCCCAGCGGCGGGUUCCAGCGGCAGCACAUGGUCGGCAGCCUGGCGUACAUGGCCCCGGAGGUGCUGAUGCGACGCGUGGCGACGUACGACGCGGACGCGUACGCGUUCGGCGUGUACGCGUGCGAAGGCGCGUUCUUCGCCACCGGCGUCGCGCCGUACAGCGACCGCGAGCGGAACGUCGCGCUCGCGCACACGAUCAUGGACCUGUCGUACAACGAGGCCGACCUCGCGAUCGCGAUCGCGAGCGAGGGGUUGCGGCCGAGGCUCCCGGGGGAGGACGGCGGCGACGGCGGCGGCGACGACGACGUCGUUCGAGCCGUCUCGGAGCUCAUCCGCGCGUGCUGGUCCCAGGCGCCCGCCGCGCGCCCGAAGUUUCCCGCCGUCGCGCGCACCCUGGACGACAUCGCGGCGGCGUACAACGUCGCGCGCGGCGCGCCGGCGAGCGCGCCGUUGGAGCCGGUCUGGCGCGCGCGGUCGGCGGAGCGCGACGCCGCCGCCGACGCCGCCGACGAGGUGAGACUGCUCCCCGUACGACCCCGUUCGCGUGGUGCACGCCGUUCCUUGAGGACUUUUCCCGUCGGUCGCGACGAUCAAACCACCGAUCGUGACCCGCAUCCUCGCGCGAUCAACGCGGGCGUCUGGGCGACGCACGGCGCGCGCGGCGCGGACAAGAUGGAAGACAGGCACGUCGUGAUACGCGAGUUGGGGGGCAUACGCGGCGCGCAUCUCCUCGGCGUCUUCGACGGUCACCGCGGGCACGUUUUAUCUCACACUGGUUCCCAUACGACCCCGUUCGCGCGUUCGAGCGCGUCGAGGACGGCGCGAGCGCGAGCGCGAGCGCGGGCGCGGAAUCGGCGACCGCCGCGAGCGCGAGGUCAGACUGCUUCCCAUACGACCCCGCGACGCCGUCCCGGAUGCACCGCGUGCGUCGCGCUGCUGUGGGGCGACGACCUGUACGUCGCGAACGCGGGGGACUGUCGCGCGGUGCUGUGCCGCGACUACGACGCCGGGUCGCACGUCGCGCUAUCGGUGGACCACGCCGCGGGGACGAACGCGUCGGAGCGCGAGAGGAUCGCAGCGCUCGGCGGAACGUUGACGCGACGAAUCGGCGGGUGGCGCGUCGGCGACGCCGGGCUCGCGGUGACCAGGCGCGUCCCAUCUCACACUGCGUUGGGGGACGCGGACGUCAAGCGCGACGGCGUGAUCGCGACGCCGGAGGUGACGCGGACGCGCUUGGACGCGAACGACGCGUACGUCGUGCUCGCGUGCGACGGUCUGUGGGACGUGUGCUCGAACGAGGACGUGGUGUCGAUGAUUCGCGACACGGUGAAGGAGCCGUCGAUGUGCGCCAAGCGGCUGGGCGCGGAGGCCCUGACGCGCGCGAGCGGAGAUAACAUCACCGUGGUCGUCGCGUUCGUGAAGGACGUGAGCACCGCGGAGUUGGUCACGUGGGAGAGGGCGUUUUAG